This is a messenger RNA of Homalodisca vitripennis (glassy-winged sharpshooter), 6585 nucleotides long. RefSeq names its product serine/threonine-protein kinase 10-like. Gene Ontology annotation, molecular function: ATP binding; protein serine/threonine kinase activity. NCBI's taxonomy places the organism in Eukaryota, Metazoa, Arthropoda, Insecta, Hemiptera, Cicadellidae. The record is from RefSeq and is a predicted model, not a curated record. Gene Ontology annotation, biological process: protein phosphorylation.
GACGUCAUACCAGGCGUGGCGAAGGUGGUGGUGAAUGGAACGAAAAUGGAUUCCGAUAAAUUCUCACACUUGUUUAGUCUUCUUGAUUCAGUAUUUAACAGGUGUUUGGAGUUUUAAAUUAAGUUUUUCGAACAACACAAGACGUGUUCAAGGCUAAGUGUAGUUUGGAAUGAACAAAUAUUUGUUUUUUGUGCAUUGGUGAAGUGCUUGAAAAACUCCAUGAAGGAAAAAUCGAUGGACUAUUAAAUUUAUUUCUAACAUUAUGUGAUACGUAAUGGGUUCAGUGGAAAGGAAAGACUGUUACAACAUAUCAAGAAAUAUGACUUACAGUUUAUGUAAAUCUGGUAUCUGAACGUAAUGCAAUCAUGCAUGUAACGUCACCUGAUUGUUGUUAACUAGUGAAAUUCAAUAAAAGACUAAUUAUCUCGUGAUGUAGUUUUGUUAAGUAAUCUUGUGAGCUAAAUAUUGAAAUUAAGAUCAUUAUUAAACCAAGUGUUUUGCAUUUUGUAAUUGUCGUAAACUAGGUUACAAAAUGUCGUUUUUUAACAAUUUGAAGAAAGUUCUUCACUUAGGCAACAAUGAAUCAAAAAAGAAAAAGGUGUUUAACAACAUCAAAAUGGAAUGUGACCCUGAAGAAUUCUGGGAUAUGAUUGGAGAGCUUGGCGAUGGUGCAUUUGGUAAAGUGUACAAGGCACAACAUAAAACAACAAGACAACUGGCAGCGGCUAAAAUGUGUGCUCUCGAAGGUGAAGACGACCUCUCUGAUUUCAUGAUUGAGAUUGAUAUUCUCUCCGAAUGUAAGCACGAAAACAUAGUGGAGCUCCAUGAAGCAUUUUUCACCAAUGGAAAGCUUUGGAUGCUGAUAGAGUACUGUGAUGGUGGGGCACUGGACUCAAUCAUGGCUGAGCUCGACAAACCACUCACGGAGCCUCAGAUAGCAUUUGUAUGCCAGCAGAUGUGUUUAGGUCUUAGCUUCCUCCACCGCAGCCGCGUCAUCCAUCGCGAUCUUAAGGCGGGCAAUGUCCUGCUCACCAUGGCAGGAGGAGUCAAGCUGGCUGAUUUUGGAGUUUCUGCGAAAAAUAAAUCAACGCUUCAAAAACAUGAUACGUUUAUCGGGACACCAUAUUGGAUGGCUCCAGAAGUUGUUUUGUGUGAGACCUUCAGAGAUAAUCCCUAUGACUUCAAGGUUGACAUAUGGUCAUUAGGAAUUACACUAAUAGAAUUUGCACAGAUGGAUCCCCCAAACCAUGAAAUGACCCCAAUGAGAGUACUUCUAAAGAUUCAAAAAUCUGAUCCUCCAAAACUAGAUCAACCUUCAAAAUGGUCAAAGGAUUUUAAUGAUUUCAUUGCAAAAGCUCUGGUGAAAGAUCCUACGCAAAGGCCGAACGCGGAUGAUCUGCUAAAGCAUUCGUUUAUCUGCAAUGAACUGGAAGUGAAACCAAUAAGAGACCUUCUGCUAGAGUACAAGGCUGAGGUUGUUGAAGAAGAAGUGGUGGAUGAAGAAGUGGAGGACCACCGCACCUCCCAGUUGCCCCUGGAUCUGGACAAUGGCGAAGAUGACACAACAUCCCUCAAGAGUGACUCGGACGUUAAAAUCGCAGAUGAGGUGGAGGGGGUGAAGAGGGAGGCAGAAAAGGAUACAAGCGAGACUGACAAACAUAAGCCUACUCCAGACACUCAGGAGCCAGAGAAACCAGAGAUCAAAGCUCCAGCUGUUGUAACAAGGAAGCAAGAGGUGCUGGAACGAAGGUUGUCCCACGACAAGGGUCCGGCACCCUUGCCACCCAGCAGCCCUCAGCGGGAAGAAGGGAAGGUGGGAGGUGGAGAGGUACGACGAAGGGAGAGCAGAGAGCGUAGUGCUCGGCCAGUCUCUAUGAUGCCAGUUGUUAAUGGGCGGGCAGAGGAGACGCAGCCAGCACCUCAGCGCACGCGUAGUUCUUCUGCCAGUAAUAGAAAUCGGCGACGACCAGCCCCACCUCCUCUGUCAGAAGAGACCAUCAAUGCGCUUGCCGCCAAGACUGCGCCUGUUGUCAGCGGAAGUGACGGAUUCAGCACGAGAUCAUCAAGCAUAGACACGUCCUCCAGUAGCACAGCCACCCCAGUGAAAGAGUCUCCCGCCCCUGCACCUGCUGCCCCCACCACAGUGAGGGUGGACUCGACGAGCCGACCCAUUGAUCUGGACUCUAAUGUCACAGUAGUCACCACCACUCACCCUCCUGUCCUGCAGCUGCACCAGCCUCAACCACAACCGAGCCAACCUCAAGCAACCAACCAAGUCAUUAUUGUGGCCAACGAAACCAACAAGACCCAGUUAAACGAUUUGUCGCCAUCCCCAGAAGAGGAGGUUAUUGUAAUCAACUCAAGUGGGAUCAGUGUGGACUUUGGUGCAGAGGAGGAUGGUCCAGACAUGAGUCACGUAUCCGUUGUCAAGGUGGGAGAUGAGUCUGCCUCUGGACACGAUUCCCUUUGGAACUCCUUAGAUGGAAUGGAGGCGGACUCAUUAAUGAUAGUGGGUAGUGGAGGUAGCACCUCUAUUGUCGUGGAAGGGACUACCACAGAAAUUACUGAUGUGGAUAGAGUCUCCCCUCACCCUCCUCACUCGCCCAAAGUCAAUGGUCAGCCUGCCAUCCCUGCUUCUGACUCUGAUGAGGUCUAUAUCAUCGUGAAUAAGACUACCAACUUGCAGAAAAAGGGCGAAACAGAGAUGGAGAGACCCGGCGGUGAAACGAGUGAGACAGGCUCAUUGCACACUCCACCCUCAUUGGCGAGCACACGCACGUUGGAUCGCUCAGACGCAGAGAGUGUAGCCACUACAGUCAGCCAGGACAGCAACAAGGAGAACACACGGCCUGACCAGGAUCUGGUGCUCCGUCGCAACACCGAAUACAACAGGCAGCAAGAGGGUGUGAGACACAGUCGCACCAAGGAAGAAUUAGAAUUACAUAACCUAAAGAAGAAAACCAGGAAAAGGACAAGAAAGUUUGAGAUUGACGGUGUAGUAGUCACGACAACGACGAGUAAGGUGAUUUAUGCUGACGAGGAGAGUGGGAGAGGUUACGAUGACCAAAUCUUCAGGAAGCAAGAGCUAAGAGAAUUUAAAAUGCUUCAAAAGCAAGAGCAAAAGCAGUUCCAAGACCUGUCUAUGAAAGCACAUUUAGCCAAAGAUCAACAGGACAAGAGGUUUGACCAGGAGAAAGUAACGUUGCUGAAGACAUACGAAGCGGACUUGGAACUUUUGUCCCGUCAGCAGCGCCAACAGGUGGAGAAGGCUGAGACCCAGCAGGAGGCAGACCUGAGGGUGGCGAGCAAGCGGAUCCGAGCUGAGCAGGAACGUGAGCUCAAAGAGUUCCGAGAGAGCCUCAAGACUGAGAUGAGGCUGUUACGACAGGAGAUAGACCUCAUGCCCAAGGAUAAGAGAAAAAGUGUCUUCCGUGGGAGAAAAGAGAAGUUGGAGGUGGAACAUGAGGAGAGGGAAAAAAUGUUUUUGGAAAAGCUCAAUGAAAAUCAUGAAACAUCAUUAAGGCGGCUAAGUGACUCUCACAGAGAAAAAAUUGCAUUGAUGGAAAGACAAUUCUUGCAACAAAAACAACAACUCAUGAGGUCGAAAGAAUCAGCGCUGUGGGAGCUGGAAGAGAGACAAAUUCACGAGAAACAGCAACUUGCCAAAAGACAGCUCAAGGAUGGUUUCUUCCUGCAGAGGCAUCAGAUGUUAAUACGGCAUGAGAAGGAGCUGGAACAAAUGAAGAGGAUGAAUCAACGAAAAGAAGAAGAUUUGCUCAAACGUCAGACUCUUGAAAAGAGAGCUUUACCAAAACGAAUUAGGUCGGAAAUGAAGGCUAGAGAAAUGAUGUUCAGGGAGUCCAUGAGGAUAAGUAUGUCAACGAACCCGGAUCCUGAACAAGAGCGGAAUAGACUGAAAAAGUUCCAAGAGAAUGAGAAGAAGCGGUACAGAGCGGAAACACUUAGGUUUGAGCUGAAACAUCAACAUCAGCUGGAGGAGUUGCGAGCUGCCGCAGAUACCACCAUCAAGGAGCUGGAACAGUUGCAGAACGAGAAGCGCAAGAUGCUGAUGGAGCAUGAAACGCUAAAGCUGAAGGAGCAGGAGGAGAUGUACUCCAGAGAACUGAAGGAGUGGAAAGGGCAGCUGAAGCCCCGCAAACAGAAGCUGGAGGAGCAGUUUAUGUUGCAACUGGAGGAACAAGAGGCGUUGUUUGGUCCACCACAGGUACUGCCUCCCGACCUGACCGAUUUGGUCCCCCGCCAUCACCGUGGUUCGACCCGCAGCUCACUCUCGUCUGUAUCAGCGGACUGACCCCCCCUCGCUCAUUGCCCAGACCACAGUCAACCGAAUUACCAUGAGUAUCUCCAUUAAAGAAUUUAAACUAGCAUUCUCUCAGAAAAAUAUUUUUCUUGUUAGUCAAGUUAUCUUUUUCUCGUGAUAGUUUCUUCAUUUAGUGAAAGCUUUAUCUCAUUUAGCAUAUUUAAGACACGCUUCUGUACAAUUUUUUUGUACAUUUUGCAGUAAUGUAAUACAAUUUUGAAAUUAUAAAUGAAAUUUAAGAAAAUUUGUCAAUGUAACUAACAGUUAUUUUUAGAUAUGUUUGCUUAUGUGAGCAUAUCAAUGAAGUGAGACAAUUCAUAAACUUUAGAAGAAACAUGAUGUCGAAAUAUGCGGUGUUAACUAUAUAAGAAUUAAAUGUGCAUUCUCAGUAGCAAUAACACUGUAGUACCUGUUUAAAUUUAUGCCACUUGUACAUUAUUUAAUCUCUUGUUUCAUUUUUAUAUUUUUCAGUACAGGUCCUAGUUAUUGUAGAAUUUUUCUUUGGAUGUUGGUGCUCUUAUCAAUUAACAUUGCUAAUAUAGCUUUCAAGAUCAUGUAUACAUUAUCCAUAAAACACUUUAUUUACUGUUUUUCUGUACCAAAUUUUUUGUUUUAUUUGGUGGAUUUUUUAAGUUCCAUAUAUAUUUUGCUUGUCAGAUUUCCUACAAAUAUAUUGUUUAAUUAAGCUUUGUUUGCUAAAUUGACAUGAAAAAGUAUCUUGUAACAAUCAAUUUUACAUUUGAAUUUUAAUAAUUUUAUUCAUCAUUUUAUAGUACAUUUAUUUGUCAAUAAUGUUUUUAAAGAUACAAGGUAUUAUUGAAGGUUAAUUUUUAAAUGUAUUUCAUUAUUUUUAUAUUUUAUGCAAUACAUAUUUUUAUUGUUUUGUAAAUAAGUUGAUCUUAUAUUUUUAUAUUUUUGUUUUUGAAACUUAUUGAUGUGUGAUUGUGUUAUUAUAAUUUUGUUUUAUUUGUUAAAUUUUGAAUUUCUUUAAGAUUUUACACAGUAUUAUAAAAAUAUAUAUUCACUUCAAGAGUGGUUGAAGUAUUUCACUUAAAAAGUCAUUGUGAGUAUAUCCUAUUAAGUAAUAAAUUGAAGUCAGAUAUAAAUAAAAGAGAGAUCUUUUACACUGUAGCCAUAUGUUAAUGAGCUUUAUUAGAUUAUAUUAAAAUUUGCUGAAAUUUGCAUAAAAUGUCCCUUAAUGAAAAAGAACUAAAUUAAUCAUAUAAUAAAAACACAGAGUUUUGUACUAGUAUUUUUAUAUUUUAAGAAAUUUUCAUGUUCAAUGCAUAGAAUUUGAGAUAAUCAACAUUUUAAAGUGUUACUUUGUUUCUUAAAGUAUGUUAUGCUCUUCACGCAAAGUCACACUGUUAGUAAAAGAUUUUUUUGUCUAGUAACAAUACACAUUAUUUAUAAAUUUGAUUUUGCUAUAAUAUUGUUAAGUUUUUGAUUUUAUCAGAUAAUGUUUGCUUAUUCUAUACUUUCUGUCUUAAGUUUAUUGCCUUUAUGAUUUGAAAAAGAAACAUUAUAAAAAAUUAGGGUUAAUAGUUGUAUUCUCUUAACUUCUCUCCUGUUUGUAAAAUGUAUUUAAGCAAAAUUACUUAAACAUAUUCCAAAGGGAAAUUCAUCCUUUAACUCUUUUAUUUUAACUAGUUUUAUACAUGCAUUUCUUGUUCCUCACUGUUUUCCCCUCUAUUGACUUAAUAUAAACUUAGGAUACGUUUAAACUAAAAUAUAUUAUUUUUGUUACUGCGUGUUAAUAUUUUUGUAUGUGUUGUAUUUUCAGAAUUACUACUAUUUUUAAGAGUCUGCAAUUUACUGUCAGAUUCUCAUUAGUUAAUGGAAGUGCCAAACUCUUAUUUUAAAAAAAUGAUAUCCUAUUUUUUUGUUAUGUAACUAAUUAUACAGUUUAUGUCAUUAAUUCCAACAGAGCAUAGACUCCUAACUGUAUGAGUGCCUAUUGUGUACAGUGUAAAAUAAUAUUAUAAAUAGAGACAGUAAUGUUUACACUAACAGCGAAGUACACCUGACCUAUUCAGGUGGUAGAUGUACAUACGUACCCUCUUGCCUCGGUGCCUUGACGGUUAAAUAUUGUAUAAACCAGUUCGAACAUUUGUAAAAUUGUAGAAUUCAAUUUACAAAGCUUUGCCACUUAUGGUUUCCUGUUGUUGUGUUGAAUAAUAACGAUAUUUUACUGUACAUACCUGGCUGUAAUAAACCUGUUGCAUGUAUGUAUAUAAAUAUGCAUUAUAAAUAAUGUUACAUUA